This is a messenger RNA of Plasmodium coatneyi, 2835 nucleotides long. RefSeq lists its product as uncharacterized. The coding region runs from base 1 to 2835 and encodes 944 amino acids. The record is from RefSeq and is a predicted model, not a curated record. The transcript has a single exon. NCBI's taxonomy places the organism in Eukaryota, Apicomplexa, Aconoidasida, Haemosporida, Plasmodiidae.
AUGGUCAUGGGGACAAAACGGCUGAAUGUGCUUCUUUCCGCACAUCUUGGAAAGAACGCGCGGGGGAUAUUCAUCUGGUCAAAUUCCUUGAGGACGGUGCGAAAAAGAGGGAAGUUCUUCUACACAACAACAUGCACCCUACCAUGGGGAAAACAUGCCGAGGAAAAUAUCCCCAUGGAGGAACUGAAACAAUAUUUAUGUGUUGAAAAAAUACAUUCGGAAGAUUUCAAAAAAAUAAUGGCCAAAUGUGUGCAAGUGAAUAAAGACAGUGACACACGUAUUGAAGAUUUAUUGCUCAUUUUAAUUCUGUUUACAAAAUUUUCUCCUCAUUUUAAGCAAACAUGUGGAGAUUCACUCCACGAUGAAAUUUGCCAUAAUAUAUUUAACAGCAUAAAAUUAAAAACACAUUAUUUAUACACAAGCAAAAUGCUCAUCCACACAAUGAACAUACUGACAAAUUUACAACUUAUUGACAACACACUUGUUCUUGCAUUCAUAAAUAAAUGCUCCUAUUUUAUACAACACGUGGAAUACCAAAUUGAAGACCUGGUUCAUUUUCUUUCCAUUUUUAGUAAAAUUUAUUUGUUAAAGAAUGAUCCUAAAUUCAUGAAAUUAAAAAGCUUCAAUUGGGUGCUAAUCAAAAAUAUAUGCAACAAAUUGACAUACAAUUUUGACCGUUUUUUUUUAACCUACAAUGAUUAUGCAUACACACACAAGUUGAAGAAAAAAAUUAAUGAGCAGAUUAGGAAUAUGCAAUCGGAGGGGAAAAACUCCCGACUGUCUUCACACUGUAGUAUCAGCACUUUAAACAGGCUUGACACCGUUGACCCACGUGUCAAACGGAUCAAAAUUGGCAACUCUGAGCUUCAAGUAGGUGAUGAUUUCGGUGGGGGACUUCCAUCUUCCGCCUCCUUCACAGGGUUUGCCCAAAAUUCUUCAAUCAAUGAAUACUUCGGCGAUGUCUCCUCUGCGACUACCCCGCAUACUGUUUCUUCUACAACGGCGGGACCUCUGCCAAAUCGAGCUACACUAAAUGAAUUACCCAGUGACAUAUCACAGCUCUGUUCCUCACAGGAAAGGCACUAUCUGCUGGACACACUUCUCAGCAUCAGUAGAAGCCUGAGGGAUUUGAAGUUUGCGCACAUGGGGCUGCUAAACGAGGUGGCCAACAUGUUGCAGAGCCAUUUCGUGGAAGCAACAAAAGGACGGGUUGAAACUCGUGGUGAUGUUGAUCAUGCCACGCAUGACGAGUUCGCGAAGCGUGGUGAUACCGACAUCGCCAGAAAAAUAUUUCACAUCAUGCAGUGUCACCUGUACCUGCAAGUGGACCAUCAUAUGCUGUACAAAAGCAUUCUGAACACGUAUAAAAGUGACCUUCCGAAUGUGGGCAAUUUGGUAGUUUUGUUCUUCUUGUUGGCAAAAAAUAAAUUAUUCCCCUCCAAGACCAUCCACCUAUUUGAUGCCGUAUUUAGGGAAAAAAUAUGCCAAGGGCAGUAUGAUGAGAGGGAUCUAUCCACGCUUUUACACUCCUAUGCAAUGCACAAAUAUAGGGAGGUGUCCGUAAUUCGGUUGAUACUUUCCCGUUUAGUGCCAAAUUGUGUUAGCCUUUAUCAGGGCGAUCAUGAAGAUCAAGGCAAUUCCGGUUUUAAUCCUGGGAAGGUUCCCCUUCCCAAUGGGGGAAGUAAUGUGAAUGUCCAAUGUGGCAAGUGGACGCAGGGCAUAAGUUGCAGGGAUGUCCUAAACUGCAAUGCUGAAGAUCCUCAGACACGUAGCCUCAUCGUGGACCUUCCCGGAAAGGUGAAAAUACUCCACAGCUUGUUCAAGUUGGACAUAUACGAAGAAGCGCUUAUCUGCGAAGUAUCCAGAACGAUAAGCGAGGACAACAUAAAUAAUCUGGACUACAAGGAGCUAGCCAAAUUGCUGCUAGCCAUGUGCUACUUCUCCAUAGAUAAUGCACAUGCAUAUAAUUUAAUCAUAAAAAAUUUAAUAAAAUUUGAUAUCAUUCUAGAUAAUGUCUACCUGACCCAGUUGAAGAUAUGUGAGUUGGCACUUCGAACGAGACACGUCCCAAAUGUCUAUGACCAACUGAACGAGGAGUGCAUAGAAUAUAUGUCUUCCAUAAAAGCUAAAGAAAAAGAUGCAGAGUAUCACAUUAAAUCAGAUUUACAAAAGGAAGUUAAAAAUUUCCUUUUGACCUUUAAUUUGUGCAUGUCGGAGGAGGUACCCCUUGGACCAUAUGACGUCGACUUCGUGGAAGAAGAUCCUACCUUUCUUCGCAUUCCGAGAAAUUACCUUCUUCGCAGGGAUGGUCAAGCGUCAAUUGUGCCGGGGGGUGUAACCCAGCACAAUACCAAUCAUAAUGGGUGUACAUCCCAUCAACAGGAGUCCACCACGAUGGGUCAGCUUCCAGAAAGUGAUCCACCAAAUGGAAACCCUCACAAAAGAAGAACCAAAUUAAUCAUUGAGGUAAACGGAGAACACCACUUUUAUAAAAACAGCAAAUCCUACACCGCGCUGUCGAAACUGAAGCACAAGUUGUUAAGCGACCUUGGCUAUACCGUUAUCAACAUACCUUAUUUCGAGUGGGGACAGCUAACAACCAACUUGGAUAAAAAGGCCUAUAUUAAAAAAUUAAUUUCCGACAGUCUUACUUUUGAGGUAGUGAAUGUUUUGCCACUUAAUCAAAAGAGUGAACCGCUGGGGAAAAAGGAAAUGGCAAAGGUUGUCUCAACCAUUCGGCAGAGCAGACGAAGGACAGACUUCUUAACCGACAUUGCCAAGUUUAGGGGAAAAAAUAAGUUGGCCUUUUUAAAGAGGAAAGUUAAAAAUGUGUAG